UCGCCAACGCUCCCACGGUCACUUGGCUGACGUGAGCCACUGGGGCGCGCACUGGGACGCGCACGGCGCCUCGUUCCAGCGUGCGCUGCGCUUCCUCGGAGCUCGUCGCGCGUGGUCCCCGCGGCUCGCAGCACCGGGUCCGCUGACGCUCGUGGCUGAAGGCGAAGAGGGCAGAAACCGCGCUCCAGCCGCCAAACACCCCUGUCUCCGCACGAUGAGCCCCGAGCCGGCGCCUCCGGAGCCUCAGGGCGUGCGCAGCAGCAGCCUUGAGGAACCCUCGGCCGAGCCCCUGGGGCAGGGCUCCGCGGCCUUCCUCGCGGGCGAUUACGAGGUGGCGGCCGAGCUCUUUCGCUCGCUGCUGGCCGGCCUGGCGCAGCCAGAGCGCGGCCUGUGCUUGCAGCUGGGAGAAGCGCUGGCCCGCGCAGGCCGCCUGCCCGAGGCCAUCGGCGCGUUCCGCGGCGCCGCGCUGCUCGGCCCGCUGCAGCCCGGAGAGCUGUCCGAGCUGGCGAGCGGCCUGGCGCGCGCCCUGGGCCUGCGCGAGAAACGGCCGCCUGUGGCGGCGAGGCCCGGAGGCUGUGCCUCCGGGGCCUCGGGGCCUGUGGCGCCGCGCGACCUGCUGGGCUGUCCGCGCUGUGGGCGGCUGCUCUACAAGCCGGUGACGCUGUCCAGCGGACUCACGGUGUGCAAGCGCUGCGUAGAGCAGGUGCCGGUGCGGGCGCAGGCCCGGCGCGUGAACGUGGUGCUGAGCGGGCUGCUGGAGAGGUGCUUCCCCGCCGAGUGUCGCCUGCGCAGGCUGGCGUGCCAGGCGCGGGGACUACAGCGCCAGCAGCAGCCCGAGGCCGCGCUGCUCAGGUGCCAGCAGGCCCUGGAUAUGGCCCCCGAUGACAGUUCAUUAUUGCUGCUGCGAGCUGAGUUAUAUUUGACCAUGAAGAACUAUGAGCAAGCCCUGCAAGACGCUGAUACAGUUUGUCAGAGGGAACCUCUCCUGACCAAGGGGCACCACAUAAAAGCCCAGAUUCUUUCUGGAUUGGGAAGAAAUAAAGAAGUGUUGAAGGAAUUUAUCUACUGCCUUGCUUUAAAUCCUGAGUGCAACUCGGCGAAGAAGGAAACGCAGAAGGUAAUAUGUGAGGUGUUCUUUUCAGCUUCAGAAAAUGAGCAGCAGACCUCAGCACCUUCCACCCAAACUGGACCGAAGGCCCUUUGUGAUGGCCAGAUGAGCCCACAGAAUCCUCUGGAAGAAGCAGGCGGUCACGCUAAUGCAGACAGUCCUAAGACUCCAUCUGAGAAGCCCGAUGUAUCAGAGAACACCAACUCCUCGGUUUUGUAUUUUAUUCUGGGCCUCCACUGUGAAGAGGAUAAGAAGGCACUGGAAGGCGUCAUCCCAGCUGCACCAAGUGGCACCUUGAAGAGGCAGCUUCCCAGCGAUGCAGAAGACAAGGAGCUUGACGUGAAUACCCCUGAGAAGAUUCCCAAGAAAGAUGCAGAUUCCUCACCUCAGAGGAGUGCGAACUCUCUAGAAGAAGAGCCAGAGUUCACAAUUGAUGCGACUGACUUUGAGUGUGCACUGUGCAUGAGGUUGCUCUUUGAACCUGUCACUACGCCCUGUGGACAUACGUUUUGCCUCAAAUGCCUUGAGCGCUGCCUGGACCAUGCCCCUCACUGUCCGCUGUGCAAAGACAAGCUUUCAGAGCUGUUGGCAACUAGGAAUUUCAAUGUAACCGUUCUGACUGAAGAGCUGAUAUUCCGGUACUUACCAGACGAGCUGUCUGACAGGAAGAGGGUCUAUGAUGAAGAGAUGUCAGAACUGUCCCAUCUGACCAGAGACGUGCCCAUCUUCGUGUGUGCUAUGGCCUUCCCCACGGUACCAUGCCCUCUCCAUGUGUUCGAGCCCCGCUACCGGCUCAUGAUAAGGAGAUGCAUGGAAACUGGCACCAAGCGAUUUGGCAUGUGUUUAUCCGCGGAGAACGCAGGGAUUUCAGAGUACGGCUGCAUGCUGGAGAUAAAGGACGUGAGGACUUUUCCUGAUGGGAGCUCUGUCGUGGAUGCAGUUGGGAUUAGCCGCUUCAGGGUCCUAAGCCACCGCCACCGAGACGGCUACAAUACCGCAGACAUCGAGUACCUGGAGGACGAGAAGGUGGAAGGCGCAGAGUUUGAAGAACUUACCGCCCUCCACGAAUCCGUUUACCAGCAAUCUGUUUCCUGGUUCGCUUCACUCCAGGAUCACAUGAAGAAACAAAUUCUAAGUCAUUUUGGGUCCAUGCCGGACAGGGAGCCGGAGCCACAGAGCAAUUCUAGUGGCCCUGCCUGGUCCUGGUGGAUUCUGGCCGUGUUGCCCUUGGAGCGUAAGGCUCAGCUGGCCAUUCUCGGCAUGGGCUCCUUGAAAGAGCGUCUUCUUGCCAUUCGUCGGAUACUAGUCAUCAUCACACGCAAGCUGAACAGUCGCCAAGAGAUGGCUAACAACGCGCAGAGAGAUAAUUGAUCUUCCUCUCUCUUAAGGUUGCCGGAAGCCCCUGUGUUUUUGAGUUCCAGACACUGACAAAUACCCAUCCCCUUCGGUGUGCUUCGUAAAAUCUUGUCGAUGUGGUGGUAAGUGGGACAUUUGCCAAAUACCGUUUUUCUCACACAUACGUCUACCUGCUGGACUCUGAUCCUGUGCAAGAUCACCUGAGGUUCAAGUGGAAGGUACAGGUGAGAAAUCCUUGAGCGAGUCUCUUCAAAGCAGAUGCUUCGAGACUAAAGCUCACUGCCAGCAAGUGACACACGCACGGUUGACAUGUGACUUUGGUGUCGAAGGUGAUAAUAUUCCUAGCCUGUAUCUUGACAUGAUUGGUGGAAAAUGUGUGUGCCAGUAGCUAGACAGUGGGUGGGAACCACGGACAUAUUAGGAUAUAAGCAAGUCAAAACUGGACUUGGCUUCUGUGUGUCGCUGUGAACUUGCUUGCAAAAUUAAUGAACUGAACACUAUCCAGCCCUUACUGAAGAAGUAGUAAUUACUGGGCAGAGCCGUGUUUGUGUUUCGUGUCCUGCCGUAACCCCAGGUGUUGUAAAUUGCAUGUUGUAAUUGAAUGAAUGUGAAACUACAAGAAGACGUACCUUGCAUAUAGAAGAGUCUGAGAACCGCAGUAUUUUGAGAGUAUAUAUUCAUAAGCACCCCAGAAGGGUAGUCAAAAGAAGAGCUAGAGCUGUGUGUGCACUGGGGUGUCAAACAUACAGCCAAAUGUAUUCUAAACAAAGUGUUAUCUCUGUUCAACUGGGAAUUUCCCAUCAGAUAACGCUAGGUGUGACUCCCGACCUCCAGUGCAUGUUGGGAAUAUAUAUCACUUGGAAUAACGCAGACAUUCCCGCCGUCUGAGCAGCUGGCGCAGACAGCCUGCUGCUGCUUAGUCUGUAAGAUAACACCCGACAGACAAGACCCUGCUGAGCAAAUCUCAGCGGCGCAUUCUGCUGUCUCCCUUCAAGGUGUGUGGGUUUAAUUUAAAUGUAUAUUUUAUGAUACGAAGUGUUGAUGGUUUAUCAACCCAUCAAGCACUUUAUUAGAAAGCCGUACGAUCACAGUGAUGUUGUAUUUUAUUGUUCUUUUCAGCUAGUGAAUCUCAGCUUCGCCAUAGGACUUAGAAUAAAACACCCAUCUCAUUUCAGAGGGGCUAAAAGCCCUCCGAGCAAGCCUUUCCACCACACAUUAAGAGUUCA
This is a messenger RNA of Rattus rattus (black rat), 3690 nucleotides long. It is a transcript of the gene Lonrf2, whose product is annotated as LON peptidase N-terminal domain and ring finger 2. Lineage: Eukaryota; Metazoa; Chordata; Mammalia; Rodentia; Muridae. The record is from RefSeq and is a predicted model, not a curated record. Gene Ontology annotation, molecular function: protein binding. Bases 215 to 2479 code for a protein of 754 amino acids. The transcript is spliced from 12 exons.